This is a messenger RNA of Sclerotinia borealis F-4128, 1344 nucleotides long. Lineage: Eukaryota; Fungi; Ascomycota; Leotiomycetes; Helotiales; Sclerotiniaceae. The record is from the annotation of a GenBank genome assembly.
AUGGCACUUAGUCAAGCAGCAGCUCUCCUCGAAAAGGUCAUCGGUCAUGAUACCAAUGCAACCACCGAACAAGACAUCACCAACCCAGCACGAGAUCGCCAAAAGUAUGCGGAUCCAAGUGGUGAGACCAUGAAGGCUUUAUGUUGGAUGGGAAAGAAUACUGUGAAGAUACUGGAAGUACCAAAACCCAGAGUAGUCGAAGACAGAGAUGUGAUUCUCAAAGUCACGGGUAGCACGGUCUGUGGAAGUGAUCUGCAUUUACUUCACGGCUCGGUUGUGGAAAUGGAAAAGGGGGAUAUUCUAGGUCAUGAAUUUUGUGGCGAGGUGGAAUCGAUGGGGAAGGGUGUGAAGGGUUUGAAGAAAGGUGAUCGUGUGGUGGCUAGUUUUCAAAUUGCGUGUGGCGAUUGUUACUAUUGUCAGAAGAAACAAUCUUCGCAGUGUGAAAAGACAAAUAGUAAUACGAUUGAGAAUGGAAUGUAUGGUGGGAGAACGGCGGGGAUGUUUGGUUAUUCGCAUUUUACGGGUGGUUUUGCCGGUGGUCAGGCGGAGUAUGUUCGUGUUCCUUUUGGAGAUGUCAAUCUUCUUAAGCUUCCACCCAAUGUCCCAGAUGAAAAGGGUCUUUUCUUAUCAGAUGUUCUCUGUACAUCGUGGAAUUGCGUCGUGGAUACCGGCGUCGAAAAGGGAGAUGUAGUGGCUAUUUGGGGCCCCAUCGGACAAAUGUGCGCCUCGUUCGCAUUCAUGAACGGCGCAUCACGCGUCAUCAUGAUCGACAGCAACUGGCGCUUAGAAUUCGUACAAUCCAAGAUCCCCGAAGUCGAACUCCUCGAUUUCAGCAAACUCCCCCGCGGAACCUCCGUCACCUCCAAACUCAAAGAGAUGGUUCCGCGCGGACCCGAUGUUGCCCUCGAAUGCGUGGCCGGCGAAUACGCCAAGGGCUGGGCUCAUUAUUUUGAGAUGAUGCUGGGUAUGGAAACCGAUACGUCGGAACUGGUCAACGAGAUGAUUACUUCGGUCAGGAAUUUUGGAAGAUGCGGUAUCACGGGUGUCUAUGUGGGUUUUACUAAUCACUUCAAUAUUGGAAGUUUAAUGGAGCGCGGGGUUCGUCUGAUUGGUAACGGUCAGGCUCCGGUACAUAUGUAUUGGGAGAAACUUCUCGAGAUGAUUGAGAAGGAGGAAAUUGAUCCGCUGCAAAUGGUUACGCAUCGGGUUUCGCUGGAUGAACUUGAUGAUGUUUAUUAUAUGUUUGAGAAGAAGGAGGAUGGCAUGCAGAAGGUUUUCGUGCAGACAAAGUUUUCGGCGCCACCGGCUCUGGGUAGUCCAAGUUUGACGACGUAUAAGAAAUGA